AUGGUUUUGUCAGCAGCGCUCAAAAGGAGCGCCUGUGUCUGGUGUCUUGCUUCAAGAAAAGCACGAGUAUUUUUUGCGAAGCUCUACCCUGAUGCUGACCCAGAGAGUUUCAAGGGCAGCACAGGAUGGCUCCGGAAGUUCAACCUGCGUCAUGGCAUAAAGAACACGGCAUUGCGUGGUGAGAUUUUGUCAGCGGAUAUGUCAGCUGUUGGUUCAUUUCGUGAGGAACUUCAGAAGCUGGUGGAGAGCGAGGGAUAUUCCCGGGAUCAAAUCUUCAAUGCGGAUGAGACAGGAUUAUGGUGGCGACUAACUCCUUCUUCAUCUUUGAACUCUGCAGGCAAAACACGGGCUGCUAACUUCAAGAAGGCCAAAGACCGUGUCACUCUUCUUGCUUGUGCUAAUGCCUCUGGAACACACCGUCUUCCAUUGAUGCUCAUUAAUAAAAGUCAGAAACCAAGGUGCUUCAAGCAUAUGGAUAUGAACAAUCUUCCUGUCCAUUAUUAUGCUCAGAAUAAGUCAUGGAUGGACUGCAGGCUGUUUACUGAGUGGUUCCAUGAACGGUUUGUACCAUCUGUCAGAAAGUUCUGCCGUGACAAAGGGAUUGAGGAGAAGGCACUUCUGUUGGUGGACAAUGCACCAUCUCAUCCAUCUUCAGCAACACUUCAUUCUGAGGAUGGCAGGGUGAAAACACUAUUUUUGCCACCCAAUACAACAUCUGUGAUCCAACCAAUGGAUCAAGGUGUUCUAGACCCAGGUAAGAAACGGUACAAACGUAAGUUGCUAUCACACAUCAUCAUGGAAAAUGAGUCUCCUCAUUUGUCUGUGCCUGAGAUCCUCCAGAAAGUCACCUUAAAGAAUGUUGUCUACUGGAUCUCGGCUGCUUGGAAUGAAGCAUCAAAUGACAGUUUGCGCAAGGCAUGGAAGCAUUUGCUGCCUGAGUCUGACACACCUGAAACAUCUGAAGAUUCUACUCCAAGCAGUGAGGUAUGCAGUGACAUGGUGGACAUGGCUGCCCCUUUGGGACCUGAUGUUCAAGAAGCUUUUGCCGAAUGGUUUGAUUCAGAUUCGAGUGAUGCAGGCCACCAGAUCAUGGAAGACGAUGAGAUUGUGGCAGAUGCACUAGCACAGGGCAACAGUGACGAUGAGAGUGAAGAGGAGGAGGCCAUGGAAGACUGUCGUUCAGUCACACCUCAUGAAGCUUUCAAUGCCCUGGAGACCUCACUGCUGUGGCUUGAAUCUCAAAACACUGAUCCAGCUCAUCUCCUUCUUGUGAAGAAAUGGCGUGACACUGCGGCUCGGAUGAGACAGGAAUCACUGAGGCAAACAUCCAUUACUUCUUUUUUGUACAGAACUGAAUGA
Messenger RNA from Corticium candelabrum, 1359 nucleotides. RefSeq names its product jerky protein homolog-like. The record is from RefSeq and is a predicted model, not a curated record. Gene Ontology annotation, cellular component: nucleus. Lineage: Eukaryota; Metazoa; Porifera; Homoscleromorpha; Homosclerophorida; Plakinidae. The coding region runs from base 1 to 1359 and encodes 452 amino acids. The transcript has a single exon. Gene Ontology annotation, molecular function: DNA binding.